CUAGGAGUGUUCACGAGUGUCAUCGUAAUCGUUUCGGUCGGCUCCCUAAUCGUAACAGUUCAAGCCAAGCUUCUCGGUGGCCGGGUAUCGUUCUUCCAAGGUCUAUGUGCCCUCGGGUAUUGCAUAGCACCCCUCGACAUCGCCGCUCUCGUGGCUACCUUCGUGCAUAUCAUAUGGGUUCGUGCACCUGUAGCUCUCGCAGCGUGGGCGUGGUGCAUAUGGGCAUCCAUCAAUUUCUUCGAUGGCGCCAAAAUCGAGCAGCAGAGAAUACUCCUGGCUGUCUAUCCUUUAUUACUGUUUUACUUUAUUCUGGCAUGGAUGAUACUCAUCCAAUAG
Messenger RNA from Gloeophyllum trabeum ATCC 11539, 336 nucleotides. Its product is annotated as Yip1 domain-containing protein. The transcript is spliced from 5 exons. Gene Ontology annotation, cellular component: membrane; trans-Golgi network. The annotation marks the transcript as partial. Gene Ontology annotation, biological process: endoplasmic reticulum to Golgi vesicle-mediated transport. Lineage: Eukaryota; Fungi; Basidiomycota; Agaricomycetes; Gloeophyllales; Gloeophyllaceae. The record is from RefSeq and is a predicted model, not a curated record.